AUUGGCCCUGGGGGCAAGUCAGACCUGCCCCCAAUUGACGGCCCCACAGACAUGGACCGGGGCCCCAUCCUGCCAGUGCCACUGGGGAUCCGGCCGGUGCUGAGUAAAUACAGAGUGGAGGUCUUGUUUUGGGGGCUCAGGGAUCUGAAGAGAGUGAACCUGGCCCAGGUGGACCGGCCCCGUGUGGACAUUGAGUGUGCCGGGAAGGGGGUCCAGUCAGCCCUCAUCCAGAACUACAAGAAAAACCCCAACUUCAGCACUUUGGUCAAGUGGUUCGAAGUGGACCUCCCGGAGAAUGAGCUGCUCCAUCCACCCCUCAACAUCCGGGUAGUGGACUGCCGGGCUUUUGGGCGUUACACCCUGGUGGGGUCCCAUGCCGUCAGCUCCCUCCGAAAGUUCAUCUACCGCCCACCAGAUAAGAAAGCCCAGCACUGGAAUAUGACAGCUAAACACCUCAACGGCUAUCUGGCAAUGGCCAACAGGGCCCAUCGCUCUCGCCCCACAGGGGAGAUCGUUGUCAAUAUGGAACCUGAGGUUCCCAUCAAGAAGAUGGAGACGAUGGUGAAGCUGGAAGCUAACUCCGACGCAGUGGUGAAGGUGGACGUGUCUGAGGAGGAGAAGGAGAAAAAGAAAAAGAAGAAGAAAGGAGGAGGAGGCGAGGAAAUAGAAGAGGAGGAGCCGGACGAGAGCAUGCUGGACUGGUGGUCCAAGUACUUUGCUUCAAUCGAGACGAUGAAGGAGCAACUCCGACAGCAGGAAGCAGCCGCAGCAGAAGCGGAGGAGAAGGAAGAAAUGGAGAUUGCAGAGGGCUCCAAGGGUCAGGCGAAGAACAAGGAGAAGUCCAAGGCACCCAAAGAUGAUAAGAAAAAGAAGCAACAGUCAGCCCCUGAGCUUCCCGAGAAGAAGAACAAGCAGAAAAUUGAUGAACUGAAGGUCUUCAACAAAGAGCUGGAAACAGAGUUUGAUAACUUUGAGGACUGGCUACACACCUUCAACCUGCUCCGUGGGAAGAUUGGGGACAACGACGACAAUGCAACAGAGGAGGAGCGGAUCGUGGGGAGGUUCAAAGGCUCCAUCUGUGUCUACAAAGUGCCGCUCCCUGAUGAUAUCACCAAGGAGGCAGGAUACGACCCCAAUUUCGGCAUGUUCCAGGGGAUCCCCAGCAACGACCCCAUCAAUGUACUGGUCCGAGUCUAUAUUGUGCGGGCCACAGACCUUCACCCAGCUGACAUCAAUGGGAAAGCCGACCCCUAUAUUGCCAUCAAGCUGGGGAAGACGGACAUCAAAGACAAGGAGAACUACAUCUCCAAGCAGCUGAACCCUGUCUUCGGGAAAUCCUUUGACAUCGAGGCCACUUUCCCCAUGGAGUCCAUGCUGACAGUGGCGGUGUACGACUGGGACUUGGUGGGGACUGACGACCUCAUUGGAGAGACCAAGAUUGAUCUGGAGAACCGCUACUACAGCAAGCACCGAGCUACUUGUGGGGUGUCACAGACUUACUCCAUACAUGGUUAUAACACCUGGCGUGACCCCAUGAAGCCCUCCCAAAUCCUGUCCAAGCUGUGCAAAGAGGGCAAGGUGGACGGGCCGCACUUUGGGCCAGGAGGAAGAGUGAAAGUUGCCAACAGGGUCUUCACCGGCCCCACGGAGAUUGAGGAUGAAAAUGGUCAGAAGAAGCAGACGGAUGAACACCUAGCCUUGGCUGUGCUGCGCCACUGGGAGGACAUCCCGCGGGCAGGCUGCAAGCUGGUCCCCGAGCACGUGGAGACGCGGCCGCUGCUGGGAGCUGACUGUACUUCUCCAACCUUGCAGGGUCGCCUGGAGAUGUGGGUGGACAUGUUCCCCAUGGACAUGCCAGCGCCCGGCCCCGCCACUGAUAUUUCCCCCAGGAAACCAAAGAAAUAUGAGCUUAGAGUGAUAGUGUGGAACACAGACGAGGUCAUCCUGGAGGACGAUGACUACUUCACUGGCGAGAAAUCCAGUGACAUUUUUGUCAGGGGGUGGCUGAAGGGUCAGCAGGAGGACAAGCAAGACACGGAUGUCCAUUACCACUCGCUUACUGGUGAAGGCAACUUCAACUGGCGCUACAUCUUCCCCUUUGACUACCUGAUGGCGGAGGAGAAGAUCGUCAUCUCCAAGAAGGAGUCCAUGUUCUCCUGGGAUGAGACCGAGUACAAGAUCCCAGCUCGCCUCACCCUGCAGGUCUGGGAUGCUGACCACUUCUCAGCCGAUGAUUUCCUCG
Messenger RNA from Leptosomus discolor (cuckoo roller), 2242 nucleotides. The record is from RefSeq and is a predicted model, not a curated record. NCBI's taxonomy places the organism in Eukaryota, Metazoa, Chordata, Aves, Leptosomiformes, Leptosomidae.